Molecule: messenger RNA, 204 nt
Organism: Leptosia nina
Lineage: Eukaryota; Metazoa; Arthropoda; Insecta; Lepidoptera; Pieridae
Source: the annotation of a GenBank genome assembly
AUGUAUGUAGAGGCGUCAGGCGAGACGACGCGAAGGUCGGCAGAACCAGUUUGGCGGGACGAUGGCGCGCAAGGUGCCGCCGGCCAGGUUAAGUUCACUGUAUUAGCAUCAUCGCCUGCCCUUUCAUGUUCCUUAUCUCCUGGUCUAGGUGAUAUAAAUGAGCCUAUUCAAUUGUAUCGUGAACACCCACCCUUUUGGCUUUAG